CUCUCACGGAGUGAGUAUUUGUGUAGACGCGGGCGUGGGAGUUCUGCUACGCUUUCCUAAUUUCGUUAUUUUCUCUCCGGCAUGAAUCAAAUUCUUCGAAGGGAAGGCUGACCCACCUAUCUCCCAAAGCUGCUUCUUCAUUUCAAUCAUACAGCAGGUAGAGCGUGGUGCACAAUUGUUGUGAUACCCUGAGUGUUCGAUCUUAGACCUUAUGGAAGUAGACAAGAACAAGAAGAACAAGAGAAACAAGAAAAAAAGGAGUAAACAAGCUGCUAAACAAAUAGAAAGUGCAACUCAUGAUACCAGGGAGUCAGCUUCUAACAGUCAAAGCAAUGUUCUUGAGAGGGGAGAAGAUAAUAAUUAUCAUCAGAUUGCACAGGCUACAGAUGAUCAGGAUGAUGUUGGAGAACACUUGGAUGCGGACAAGGAAGGAGCCCUUCCUUUUUGCUUUGAAGGAAGAAAUUUAGCUGAAAUGGGAGAAAACUUCAGGCUGGACAGAGAGACCAGCUUCCUGGAGCAAGUUAAAGAACUGCAAUCAGAAAAAGACGCACUUGCAGAGAAAGAGGCUAGUCAAAAUGUCAAGAUUCAACAAUUACAGAAUGAAAAGUAUGGCUCCAUGAUGAAUGAGACUAUCCUGAAAGAGAAACUCAUGCAGUUGGAAAAGGAGAAUAAUGCAUUGAUUGAGAAAGUGGUACGUUUUGAAGAGAAAAUAAAAAGUAUGAAGGAAGAAACUGCAGCUUUAAGUUUACAAGAGGGUAAUUUACAAGAAAAGAUCAGACAGAUGGAAAGAGAAAGAGAUUCCUGGAUCCAGAAUGAGAACACAGCAAAAGAAUCAAUUGCCAACCUGAUUGACGAGAAGGCACAACUAAAAGCUCAGGUGAUAGAAUUGGAGCAAACAAGGAGGAUUGUCACCGAAGAAAAACAACAGUUGCAAGAAGUUAUUUCCAAGCUAAGGUCACAGAUUACAAAUCUUGAUAGCUCUGCUUGUAUUUCGAAUUCCUCUAUGAACUACAAAGUGGGUUCGGAAGAGGAGAUGAAGUAUACAAUAGAAGCUGCACUAACACUAAUUGAGAAAUUGGUUGCGGAAAAGUCAGAGCUUGUUGAAAAGGUGAAUGAGUUGCAUGCCAAGCACGACCAAGGAGAGGUGAGAAGAAUGGAGCAUUUUUCAUCUGUUGGCUCCCUUCAUGGAGCUAUUCCUGGUGAUGGCUCCACUUUCACUCCAGCAUUGGUUGUCGGAGAUUGUGAUGGGAACAGAACCGCCCCGGUUACCAGUUCAGAGUCCAAAGCUAGCGAGGUGGUGCAAAUCUUGGGCAGCAACCAAUCCCUGGAAGAUGGCAUAGUUGAGGAUAAGAGGAAUGGAGAACAUAUGAAUUUAAGUGAUGGUUAUGGUGUUGGAGUAACAACCUCAGAAAUGGAGGGGGAUGAAAUUGUUCAAAUUCCAUUACAUGAAAAUGAAGAUGUAGAGGAAACUAAUAUGUUGCUGGGAGAAAACGAUGAGAGUGCUGAUGUCCCACUUAUGGAUGCCCCGUUGAUUGGUGCACCAUUCCGACUAAUAACCUUUGUUGCUAGAUAUGUUAGCGGAGCAGAUUUAGUGAACAAGGAUGCUGGAAGAUUAGGCUAGCGGAUGCUGCUUCUGUAGGAAAGAGAACUAGAAAUUUUUGCAGGGGUGUGUUCACAGGCUCUGCGCAUUGUAUUAUUAUUUUUUUCUUUUAAUUAUUUUCCAGGCAAGGGGCAUAUAUAUCCACACAAAAUGAACGCAGUCAGCACAAUUGCAGUUGCUUGACUUAGUGUUUUGCAGAUGCUAUAAAAGAAAGGGACGACGAGCCGGGUUCUUUUAGGUUGGUUUUGAGUGUUUAUCAUUUAGGCAGCAAUGUCAUUUUCUCGAAGUUGAUACAGUGAUUAGAUUGGGGCGUGCAGUGGAAAGAAAGAAGUGAACCUGGAUGUCCAAUUGUUAGAAGAUAUUCAUUUUAUUUCUUUCCUUUUUCGAUUUAUGGUAUGAUCUUCUUUUAUUUUAUAUGUUCAUGGUGGAUAUUACGUCCUUUUUAUGUGUUGAUAGCGAUCUCAGAGAUGUAAACAUUAAGUAAUAAAUAGAGUAUCAAAUUAUUUA
Messenger RNA from Andrographis paniculata, 2107 nucleotides. RefSeq lists its product as uncharacterized. The record is from RefSeq and is a predicted model, not a curated record. NCBI's taxonomy places the organism in Eukaryota, Viridiplantae, Streptophyta, Magnoliopsida, Lamiales, Acanthaceae. Bases 212 to 1621 code for a protein of 469 amino acids. The transcript is spliced from 12 exons.